Arabidopsis lyrata subsp. lyrata is the source of this 3357-nucleotide messenger RNA. RefSeq names its product phosphatidate phosphatase PAH2. Lineage: Eukaryota; Viridiplantae; Streptophyta; Magnoliopsida; Brassicales; Brassicaceae. The record is from RefSeq and is a predicted model, not a curated record. Bases 301 to 3108 code for a protein of 935 amino acids. The transcript has 11 exons. Gene Ontology annotation, molecular function: phosphatidate phosphatase activity.
AGAAGAAGGGUGUGGAAUUGGAUCACUACGAAACGAACCCCACCGAAACAAAUAAUGUCCGGCGGCAAGAAUUAAUGAUGAUCUUCGUCUCUGUCUCCUCCUCCUUCUCUGGAUCUUUCUUACAGAAUAUACCUUUUUGAUUCUUCCUCUAACCAUUUCUCUUCUUCUCCGUUUCUGGGUCAUUCAAAGUUUCGAUUUUUACCAACCAUGAUUGAUCGAUCCACAUCAUCAUAAAGUUUCCAAAUUUGUGUCAAAGAUCGUAACUUUCGUUGACUUUUCCGAUCUGGGUUUGUCGGAAAAAUGAAUGCUGUAGGUAGGAUCGGAAGCUAUAUCUACCGUGGUGUAGGUACGGUUUCAGGUCCGUUUCAUCCAUUUGGUGGUGCGAUUGACAUUAUCGUUGUUGAACAACCUGAUGGAACAUUUAAAUCGUCUCCUUGGUAUGUUAGAUUUGGGAAAUUUCAAGGGGUUUUGAAGAAUAGAAGGAAUUUGAUCAAGAUUGAGGUUAAUGGUGUUGAUUCUGGUUUCAAUAUGUAUUUAGCUCAUACAGGACAAGCUUAUUUUCUUAGAGAAGUUGAAGAUGUUGUUGGUGAAUCUGAGAGUGGUGAAGUUUAUACUUUGUCUUCUGGUGAUGAAGCUGAGACGACGUCUAAGAUGGGUGAUGAUGUUGUUGAUAAGGUUAAGAUUCCUUUGAAGUCUAGGAGUUGUAACUAUGAUUCCCCUAGUCCUCGUAGUGGUAAUGGGAAGAUUGUUGGUAAGCCUGGGAUUUUAGGGUUUGUGUUUGGUGGGAGAUCGGUUAGGGAGAGUCAAGAUGGUGGUGUUAGUUCUAUUGAGAGAGCUGAGAUUGCUGCUGAUUUAUUGGACGUUAAGUGGUCUACUAAUAUCGAUACGCGUAAGUGUGGAAAAGGUAAAUCUUCUGAGUCUUUGGAUGGUAAAGGGAGUGGUGAGAGUAGUACUAGUGGCAAAUCUUGUGUUGUGGGUAGCUCGGAGAUGUUAGUUGAUAGCGAUUCGAUAUUGGAGACUCCUCUUGUUGCAUCUCCUACGUUGCGGUUUCUUGAUGAGAAAGAGCAGGAUUUUCGUGAAAGCACUAAUGUGGAAGAUUAUUGUGAAGAGAAUGUAUCAAGUGGAGUUGUUGAAAACGGUUUAUGUGAAGCAUCGAGUAUGGGGUUCUCCGUUACUAGUGAAGGGAGUGGAAACGUAGAGAUCUUUGUCGAACCAAGAACCGAGACACUUGCACAGGAUUCUGUUACUGGAUGUGUUCUGGAUCCGAAGCAAGAACUGUUAAGUGCUCCUGAAUCUGUGGAAAUUGUAACAGUGGGUUCAGCUGACCAAGCGGAUUUAGGGAGCAUUGGCACUUCUCAAGAAGGAAGUAGCACUGGCUCUUCAGUUCAAGAUGAAAAUAAGAUCACCAUAAACGAUAUGCAUAUCUCGGCAAGAGAUUUUGAGAAGUCUCAGUCAGCAAGUGGAGAAAGCAUCCUGCAACCAGAGAUAGAAGAAGAACAAUUUUCCUUUAGCGAUCUUGACGAAGGUAAACCUGGUGGUAAUAGUUCUGAAGGGUCAAGUUCUCCUGAUACUGUAAAAGUUGAUGGGAAAGAGAGUUACGAUGAAAUUGAAACUAGUCCUGAAAAAGGCGUGGUCGUGGAGAACUCAAUCGCCUUGUCAGAGCCGAUUAACAUAGAGAGGAAAAAGGAUAUUUCUACAGAUGAGAUGGAGCGGUUAGUAGGAUCAUUACCGAUUAUGCGGCUUCAAAACAACGAUGAUAUGGAUGCCAGUCCUUCUCAGCCUUUGAGCCAGUCAUUUGACCCAUGUUUCAAUACUUCAAAGUUGGAUUUGAGAGAAGAUGAGUCGAGCUCGGGGGGUUUAGAUGCAGAAAACGUUGCUGAGGGUAGCCCAAAAUUAAAGGCAUUCAAUCAUGUUAUCGCUAAUCCUGAAGUGGUCGAGCUCUCUCUCUGCAAGCACUUAUUAAGUGAAGGAAUGGGAGCAGAAGCAGCUUCUCAGGCUUUCAUUUCCGAAAAACUGGAUAUGGAAAAGUUUGCUUCUUUGGGCCCAUCAAUCCUGGAGAACGAUAAGCUUAUCGUGAAGAUUGGUGGCUGCUACUUUCCAUGGGAUGCAGCUGCUCCUAUUAUCUUAGGAGUGGUUUCAUUUGGGACUGCCCAAGUAUUUGAACCCAAGGGUAUGAUAGCUGUUGACCGGAAUGAGAAACCUGGUGAUGUAUUAGCUCAAGGCAGUGGAAGCUGGAAGCUUUGGCCUUUCUCUCUCAGAAGAUCAAGGAACGAUACUGAAGCUUCUUCUUCUGGGGAUACAGCUGAACCUGAAGAUAAACAAGAGAAGUCGUCGCCAAGACCAGUGAAAAAGACGGUCAGGGCACUAACUCCAACUUCUGAACAAUUAGCUUCUCUAGAUCUGAAAGAAGGAAUGAAUUCCGUGACUUUUACGUUCUCCACCAAUAUUGUGGGUACCCAACAGGUAGACGCAAGGAUUUACUUAUGGAAAUGGAAUUCUCGCAUAGUAGUGUCAGAUGUAGAUGGUACCAUCACAAGAUCGGAUGUCUUAGGCCAGUUUAUGCCUUUGGUUGGUAUAGAUUGGUCACAAACAGGUGUCACACAUUUAUUUUCGGCUGUAAAGGAAAAUGGAUAUCAGUUGAUAUUUUUAAGUGCACGUGCGAUUUCUCAGGCCUCAGUCACAAGACAAUUUCUAGUUAAUCUCAAGCAGGAUGGAAAAGCAUUGCCGGAUGGGCCUGUUGUUAUCUCUCCUGAUGGCCUCUUUCCGUCGUUGUUUCGGGAAGUAAUUAGAAGAGCACCUCAUGAAUUCAAGAUUGCUUGCUUGGAGGAAAUACGGGCAUUGUUUCCUCCUGAACACAACCCAUUCUAUGCUGGUUUUGGAAACAGAGACACAGAUGAGAUAAGCUACCUCAAAGUAGGAAUCCCCCGAGGAAAGAUCUUCAUAAUUAACCCAAAGGGAGAAGUAGCAGUGAAUCGUAGGAUUGAUACAAGAUCGUACACAAAUCUUCAUGCUCUUGUCAACGGAAUGUUCCCAGCUACAACCUCUUCAGAACCGGAGGACUUUAACACAUGGAAUUUCUGGAAACUGCCUCCUCCAUCGUUUACGUAAUGAUGAUGAUGAUAAUGACGAUGUUGUCUUCAAGAAAAUGCAGAUUAGAUGGUAGAGAUAACAAAUUGGUGGUCUGGUGUAGUCUAUUUCAUUUUUUUUUUGUUACACUGGUUUCAUAUCACAGGUUACGAUGUAUGCGCAGUUAUAUACUUGUAUAUAUAUAUUGAAAAAGUGUUGGACACUGUUCAUUAAAACAUUUUGAAAUUUAAGAGAAUCAUAAAUAUAGAUGAACACAUAAUUUAUUGGGUA